Messenger RNA from Arachis ipaensis, 1330 nucleotides. The record is from RefSeq and is a predicted model, not a curated record. NCBI's taxonomy places the organism in Eukaryota, Viridiplantae, Streptophyta, Magnoliopsida, Fabales, Fabaceae.
AACAUCUAGUGAUAGAAAAACAUUAAGGGAUUGAGUGGUUAAACCAAAUUACUUUUUUUCGCUAUGCAUUUUCACGAAGAACCUGAUUUCAUUUCAUCACAAAUAUUCUCUUUCAUAAACACCUCAAAAAUGCCACUAGAUAAGGAUGUGGCUCAUUUCAACUAAUCAACGUUCUUACUAAAUUCAACCACUUCAUGAAAUCCCCUUUCUCACAACCACUCCAAAACUCACCCAUGCAUUCUCUACUAUAUAAUACCAAGAUUCUGUGUUCAGUUGAACUCAAAAAAAAAGGACUCUACUAAAUAGAAGAAGUAGCAAAAUCUACAUCUGAAAUACUUGGAAACAAGAUGUUGAUAAGAUCAUUAUUUACAGCUUCAAUGGCAAUGUUAAUUACCGUUGCUCAAUGGGAAGUGAUUGGUGUAUCCGCAAUUGACCCGAUUGCAGCCACAGGAAAAGAACCAAUGAUUGAGUUGUACAUGCAUGACAUUCAAGGAGGAAGCAGCCCAACAGCUAGGCCGGUUACCGGCUUGCUGGGCAACAUUUACAGCGGGCAAGUGCCUUUUGCGAUGCCAAUAGGAUUCAACAUCCCGCAAGGUCAGACUGCUGUCCCCAAUGCCAAUGGUGCUCUUCCAACUGUCAACGGAGUAUUCGGGAUCCCACUUGGAACCGGCUUGGCUGGUACGAGCUUUGCAGGAGACUCAGGGAACAAUAACAACCAGAAUAAUGCCCAGUUGCAGUUAGGACCUGAUGGUUUGGGACUUGGUUUCGGCACAAUCACUGUAAUUGAUGAUGUUUUAACGGCUCAACCAGAACUGGGGUCACAAAUAGUUGGGAAAGCUCAAGGAGUGUACGUGGCGAGCUCGGCAGAUGGGAGUAGACAGAUGAUGACAUUUACCGCCUUGUUCGAAGGAGGGGAGUAUGGAGACAGCCUUAACUUCUAUGGCCUGUACAAGAUAGGGAGCGCCAUGUCGCAGUUAUCAGUGAUCGGGGGCACAGGGAAGUUCAAGAACGCAAGCGGUUUUGCAGAGCUCAGAGCUCUUAUCCCCCCAGGACAGGUUUCCACUGAUGGAGCAGAGACAUUGCUAAGGAUCACUGUCCAUUUGAACUACUAAAACUAUGAUGUCAAGAAUAUAAGAACAACUGGGUGCUGUUUGAUUGUAGAUGACUGUGAGAUUGGUCUUGUAUUUUAUCAGUUUGUUGCAGAAUGUAUCAGAAAUCUUCAUUGUAACCCCAAGAACCAUAUGGUGAUUUGUUUUCUUUUCUUCUUUUUCAAUUUGGCAACCUGUGACUUGGAAAUUUGGUAGUAUAAAGUAGCUGAUUUACAGUGAAA